AUGUCGCUGCAGGCGCCUGCCCGAGUGGCUGCAGCGACGUGCGACAGUGCCGACGCUGCCCAGAGCCAGCAGAUCCAAGAGAUCGCUUCUGAGGUUCUGCGGCUUCGUCUCGUCCAGUCGCAGUACAAGCAACUUGAGGGCCAGCUACGGGCGUCAUCGGAAAAACUCAGAGAGCUGCUCCCAGAGAAGGCGCCCCACUUCUCUCAGUAUUUGGAGCAAGGCCUGCGUCCGGGCGGCACAGUUGGCACGCUUGGAGGUUUUCAUGGUGGCGCAGAACCUGAAAGCCUGCUUGGCAUAAUGGAGUGUCUGUGCGUCGUUUGUAACUCACAAGUUGCUUCACGUCGCGAAGACCUCGUGUCAGCUUGCAAGUGGAUUCUUCAGGACCCUGUGGAGCUGGCCGAGAAACUGACCGCACUUCCCGCAGCACCUGGUGCACUGUCCAGGAGGUUAGCUCCAUACCUACUGACGUGCGACAGCAGCUGGAGAGGAACCUUGAACGAGGCUGGACAAUGUUACGAGGCAUUCCGAUCGUGGCUGUCCUGCUACUACCAGUUCUCUCUGGUGUCUGGGCAGAUGGAGGCCAGUGCGGUUCAGCUGCAGCGCCAGGAGCAGCUUCUGAAAGAGCUGAACAAGGAAACGUCUGCAGGCACGGAAGCUCCUCGAAGCGCGAUGACAAAAUCAGCGCCGUGGCGCCACUCCGGAUUGAAGCGCUCGUCCUCUGUGCAAUCGACUUCCAGUACUGGAAGUCGGCGGUCACCAUCUCCAUCUGCCGACGCAGUGACACGAAGCGGCGACGUUGGUGGUCGGAAGAGUGCAGGCGGUGCCAUUUCGAUGACGCGUGUCUCUCGCGAGGCUUCCCAGAAGAGCCCGCUGGGACGCAGUGAGAAGGCGUUGAAAUCGGCCGGCGCCUCUGUGGGAGUACGCAUCCAAGCGGCUUUCCGUAACCAAUCUCUCACCAAGUGCAUGCUGAAGCGAGUUGAGUUCACCUCCAGGACCCUUGGCAACACGCAGACCGUUUUUGCUGCCUACCUGCCGGACACCACGGAGUUCAAGAAGCUACCAGUGGUUUACUGGCUGUCAGGCCUGACGUGCACUGAUGAGAACUUCUCACAAAAAGCAGGCGCUUUCCAGGCAGCAUGCGACAACCAGGUUGUCCUGGUGAUGCCGGACACAUCGCCGCGGGGCGAUGGCGUGCCAGAUGAGGACCCGAAAACCUACGAUUUUGGCUUGGGAGCUGGGUUCUACUUGAACGCCACGACGGACAAGUACAAGACCCAUUACAACAUGUACGAUUUUGUUGUCCAGGAGCUUCCUGAAUUUGUGGAGGCCAACUUUCCCGUGACCUCCAAGCGGGCAAUCAGCGGCCACUCCAUGGGCGGCCAUGGCGCACUGACGAUCGGACUGAAGAAUCCUGACAGGUACACGUCUGUGUCCGCCUUCGCGCCGAUCUGCAACCCAAUGAAAGUGCCCUGGGGCCAGAAAGCCUUCAAGUUUUACUUGGGCGAAGAUGAAGAGAGCUGGAAGCAAUACGAUGCCACGGAGUUGGUCACGCAGUACAAAGGCAAGGACCUGCACAUCCUCUGUGACUGUGGGACGGCAGACAGCUUUCUCGUGGGCGAUGUGAACCAGCUGCAGCCGCUGGCCUUCAUGGCGGCUGCUCAGCAAUCAAAGGUGCCCGUCACCUUCAGGAUGCAGGCUGGUUAUGACCACUCAUACUACUUCAUGUCCACGUUCAUUCGCGAACACUUGGAGCACCACGCACGAUUUCUGCAUGCUGGCGGCUACGCUUCAUGA
This is a messenger RNA of Symbiodinium pilosum, 1794 nucleotides long. The record is from the annotation of a GenBank genome assembly. Lineage: Eukaryota; Dinophyceae; Suessiales; Symbiodiniaceae.